Cadophora gregata is the source of this 1463-nucleotide messenger RNA. RefSeq lists its product as uncharacterized. The coding region runs from base 329 to 1363 and encodes 344 amino acids. Gene Ontology annotation, cellular component: membrane. Gene Ontology annotation, biological process: lipid metabolic process. NCBI's taxonomy places the organism in Eukaryota, Fungi, Ascomycota, Leotiomycetes, Helotiales, Ploettnerulaceae. Gene Ontology annotation, molecular function: oxidoreductase activity, acting on the CH-CH group of donors. The transcript has 3 exons. The record is from RefSeq and is a predicted model, not a curated record.
CUCGUACCCUGUUCCCCUUCAACAAUCAAUCGAUGACGCACAUGAGUCCUCAAAGUCUACUGUAAGGUAAAGGUCGAUCUAUCGUCGCUAACACAUCUCGAAUUUUUGUAUAAUUUCGCAUCGCCUACUGAGUAGCGGUCAACUUUUUUUCAGUCACCAAGAGCAGCUACUCUAGAAGUGGUAGAGCCCGCUGGGCUGACAUCAACGAUACAUACAGUCCAGACAGUAUAAUACCAGGCUGAGCCUCGUCUGGUUUCAUCCUUAAACUCGAGCUUUCCUUCUGUAUUAGACUCUGCCCUUAAUCUCGCAACACUUCAUUCCUGUCAAAAUGACUGUCCAUGUUUUAGACGACUACUAUCUUGCUAUCACCCUCUUGAUCACUAUCGGCUAUCAGCUUUUCUUCUUCGCGAUCGCAUUUUCGCUGAAAUUUGAUAAGCUCACUGACUUCGCUGGUGGAACCAACUUCGUCGUCCUAGCUAUCAUAACCCUCGCAUUUAGCGGCUAUCAUCAUGCGCGCCAAAUCGUGGUCAGUCUCUUCAUAAUGAUAUGGGGCGCUCGACUAUCUGCAUUCCUCCUCUUCCGAAUCAUCAAGACCGGCAAGGACGACCGCUUCGACGACAAGCGCGACAAGUUCUUCCCUUUCCUCGGAUUUUGGGUCUUUCAGAUGCUCUGGGUCUGGACUGUGUCCCUGCCAGUCACUGUAUUGAACUCUCCAAAUGUCACGCAAUACGCACAGCCGGAUUUUGGAACUGGACGAGAUAUCGCAGGCGUGAUAUUGUGGUCGAUUGGGAUUGUCAUGGAGAGUGUAAGCGAUGUGCAGAAAUACCUGUUCAAGGUUAGGCAGAGCGACAAGUCUGCUAUUUGUGACAAGGGUUUCUUCAACUGGACAAGACAUCCAAACUACUUCGGGGAGAUUAUCAUCCAGUUUGGAAUUUACAUGAUUGCCGUCUCUCCAGCAGCUAAUGGCUACGUCCGCGGCCAAGCUUAUAAAGCUCUUUACGCCACCAUUCUCGGGCCAUUCUUCCUUACCAUCCUCCUCAUGUUUGUCUCCGGCCUGACGCUUCAAGAACGACCUGGUGCGAAGAAACGAUACGAGAAGAACAAUCAUUGGGAGGAGUAUUCUCGCUACUUGAACAGGACUAGCAUCUUGAUUCCUUUCCCGCCACAGAUAUACUCGAAGUUACCUACAAUUAUCAAGCGAACGAUCUUCCUAGAGUUCCCGAUUUAUGUGUUUGAUCCCGUGAAGCACUCUAAUGUUGGAAAGGGACAGAGCGCUGCAGAAGAAGGGAACGGGAACAAGAAUACUGAUUCGAGACAGAGUGGGGAUCAGCUGGUUGGACAGAGUUCAAGCUCAAGGAACUGAAGCCUAAUCGAAAGGGAAUAGGAUAAGAGAGGGGUGCUAUUAUAAUAAUACUUGAUGUAUAAGAUAGCUGCUUAACUAAUAUCACGGAAUUAUAACGAUG